AUGGACCCAGUCGAUCUACCUGCCUCGUCGAGCGCCUCCCAUACUGGCACAGGCAUGGGCCAGUCAUCACCCGAAUUCGUCGCCCGACACCGCACCCAACAGCAGUCUGAACACGCCACUCUCGCAGCCAACUGGUCGGCUCGGAAGACGAACGCGACACGCUCAGAGCCCAACAAUCCGUCUUCCGCCCUGGUCUUAGCACAGUUCUGGCCUGAGAGACUAUGGCGAAACAUGAGGAGGCGAUGA
Molecule: messenger RNA, 246 nt
Organism: Letharia columbiana
Lineage: Eukaryota; Fungi; Ascomycota; Lecanoromycetes; Lecanorales; Parmeliaceae
Exons: 1
Coding region: 1-246 (81 amino acids)
Source: RefSeq, a predicted model, not a curated record